This is a messenger RNA of Dreissena polymorpha, 10058 nucleotides long. RefSeq names its product rho GTPase-activating protein 7-like. The record is from RefSeq and is a predicted model, not a curated record. NCBI's taxonomy places the organism in Eukaryota, Metazoa, Mollusca, Bivalvia, Myida, Dreissenidae. Gene Ontology annotation, biological process: signal transduction; regulation of Rho protein signal transduction; actin cytoskeleton organization. Gene Ontology annotation, molecular function: lipid binding; GTPase activator activity. Bases 162 to 7307 code for a protein of 2381 amino acids. The transcript is spliced from 18 exons.
AUUUGUAAUAAAUUCGUGGUCAACUUUGCCCAGGAAUUCGUGCAAAUUUAGAAAUCUAACAAGUUUAAUUGUUGAACAAUCUAAAACACAACUGUACAAUAGAAAGAUUAAACACUGCUUGGUGACCAGUGGAUAUCUGCAGCAACCAGCAGAAUGUUGUCAUGGAGAUGAGUUGCCAUGGAGAUGAACAGUAUGAGGAGAUUCAACAGUACCUGCAGCAAGCACAGGAGGACAUAAGUAGGUCCUUUGAAGUAAAGCCAUCAGCCGGGUUUGAGGGUGAAAGGGCAGGCCACACGGAGGGAUUGCAGAAGUGUGAACAAAUCAGUGUGAAGUGUGAACAAGUGAGUGUGAAGUGUGAACAAGUGAGUGUGAAGGACAUAAAACCAGGGAAAGAAGUGUCACAAUCUAGUUGGUCUUACCCAUUAACUAGCUCCAGUAAAAAGUACCACACACAAUCUGGAAGCACAAGUCAAAUUGUAGGAGGAUGUAAUUGUGACAAAAAUAACAGUUUAGCAAGUACCAGAAAUUACUGUAAUAGGCCACCAGCUGAUUAUUCUAGCAGAACCACUUCUGUAACCUACCAGUCUGGGAUUUGCAAUAAUUUUAGAGGAUGUUACCUGGCGUCUGGUAAUGGUGCCAAAGAAAAACUAGACACACAAACAAAUGAUCUCAAUAAAACGGAUAAAAAAUUGUUUAAUGAUCUUGCUUACUGCCUACAUGAACUUGAUAAUGUCUUGCUGUCUGUAGGUAAUGAAUUACAAGUACCUUCCUUGAAAUAUGAAUGUAUUAGCAGAGACAUAAAGGGACAGCUAUAUGAUACUGAUUAUAACUUGAGUGUUAGAGGGUCCCCGACCUCCACUGAUAAUGUAGACUCCAGUCAUGGCUGGCUGCAACACAGAGAAACAGACUCCUGUAAUCAUAUGGAUGACUUACAGAAUUGCCCAUCCGCUAGCUUGCCUUUAAAAAACACAUCAACUGCUAAACCAAUUUUUGAUGUAUCACAGGAAGUUUCAGUCCAUUUAGACGCUACUGAUAUUGGGAGUUUAAAUGGAUCUCAUAAAAAGGUCAGCUCCUGUAGGAAAUCAAACAUAUCGAGUAAUACACAAAUUGAUGGCAGGCAGCUCCGUUAUCAGAGAAGUGGUGAGGGCGAAUUGGAUAAUAGGGGAGGUAAUUAUAGAAUAAAUGAGAGGAGGGCAGAGGCACACACAAGGCUGCCAAGUGGGGUGUCCAAAGUGGAGCGUAUUGGAGAUAUAUGUGAUCAAUCACUGAGGGCUGGAGGUGAUAGGGCGGAUCUGGAAGGAUUUCUUCAGGAAAUAAAUGUGUCUAUCAAUGAAUUAAUUAGUUCCGAUAAAAGUGAAGUAUGUGAUUCUGAUAAAAUUGAAGUAUAUGAUAAUGUUUCGAAAAAAAGAGAGAGAGGAAAUUUAGUUCAUCGUUUAAGGGAAACAGAGAAUAGUGGUGUAAGCUGUGGAUUUAAGAGUGAUACUCUGAAUGGAGAUAGUUGCAGUGUUGAAAAUAUGCAAAGUGUGGAAAAUGUUGUUGAGACAGAGGAGGGAUAUUACUGGCUGUCUUGCACAAUUGAGGAAGAAUGCAAUCCAAAGAGCAAAGAAGAAAGCAGGGAUAAAAGUGAUGAUGUAAGAAAAUGCAGUUUUACCAAUGAAAGUAUUGACAGUCGUGAUUUCAUGGGAAAAAAUCAGGACAAUGACGUAUCCACGAGUGUUGAAAUCAAAUUGACAGAUUUCGAUUGCAUUUGGCAUACAGCAGGUAAAAAGAAACCUGAACAAGAGUUGGUUUGCAGGGAUAUUACAACGGAUAAAGAUAUUUGCAAAACAUGUGAGGAUGUGCCUGGAAAUUUAUUUGAUGGUGAUAAAAUUCGCAGAUCUAAUUGUUCUCAGUCAAGUCGAAGCAGUGGGUGUUCUGUAAAGUCGGAUAAUCUGAGGGUGAUACAGGAAGACAGUGUUAUGACCAAGUCUGCUCCUGAUGGUUUAUCCAUGGGCUUGUCAGAGCGUCUAAAACAGGAGCUUGAAACAGUAUCUGCAGGUCACACUGACAAACAGCCUAAAAGGCGUAAAUAUUCAUGUCCUGGAAAUUUCUUCAAAAUAUUUCGAGUUGUAAGUAUUGACAUUCCACAUAUUUCUACCUCUCCUGGUGAUAGAAAAACUAAAGUUUCAGACAAAACUUCUUAUUCAAAUGAAUUUGAUGUGUUCAGUUCUUCAAGAAUGUUAUCUAAGACUAAGUCAUUUCAAACGUCUAGUAAAUCAAGUUUAGCUGUACCAAAAAAAGAAUUAGUGAGGAAAAAUUCCCUGCCUUCGAAAUUGCUUUCGCUUCCACUUAUAUCAAAGUGUAGGUCAAGGACAUAUGAAAGUGAUAUUUCUGCAAAAACUUCGUCUAUCACUGAGACAGAAAAAGCUGGCACACAGAUCAAUAGGUGCAGUGUCAGUGAUCAUUGGGAUGUGGAAGACAAAGCUGUGACAUCCAACUACACAGACACAGGGGUUCCGGAUAAAGAAGUCCAGUUCUUUGACAACAUCAUAUCUCCUCCACCAGGGUUCAUUUCGACUGGGGAUGGUUUUACCACAGGAGAACAGUCACACUUGGCGUCAGCUCCAGGGACGUUUCCAAGGGACCGCUCCUCAAGGGAGAUCGCUCUAAGUGAGAUCCCACAAACUUUGACCUCACCCCCACCUUUGACCCCACCCCCACCAUCACCAAAGAGAUCUGAGAACUUGAUUUGUCAGACGUUGCUGCAAUACAAGAACAGGAAACACAGUGUGGACAUGAUAUCAGGGGUGCAGUUCCAGAAACCUACUGACCCAACCAGGAGAAAAAGCAUGGAGUCUGGAAUACACAGUGAAUAUGCCGAUAUUGAUGAUUUUCGGGGAGAGGAGUGGAGUCCGGAUGUGCCACUGUGUCAGAAGGUUAUAAGUGGCCAAGGGAGAGAAUCACUUAAGGGAGGUAAUGAGAGUUGCAAAAGUUCUAGGGUUGUGGUUAAUGGAAGUACUCAUUCAACAAAAGAGCUUACAAACGUGUUGCAUUUACUGAACUCUUAUCAUCCAGACAAUGACGCCAGUGUCCCAAGUGCUAAAACUUGUGAUUUCCAACUGUGCCAGGAAAGUGGAGGGCAGACACCAUGCACAAAUGAUGAUGCAAUUUAUGCAACAGUUUACAAGAAAAGUAAACAUAAACCUCCACCUCCAGCCCCUCCGGAAAUAGAACAGAAUAACAACAAAAUGGAAACAUUACCAGACACUCCACCAAAAAUACCUCCUAAACCAAAGUAUUUUUCUGAAAGCUUUGCAGGUAAAGCAACCAAAGUGUGUUCAGACGACCAUUCACCCGAGUUUCAGAUUAUGUUCAAUUCUUUGAGUCCAGUCUUAGUCAGAAGGAAUAGUGCCAAAAAUAGACAGAAUCGCAGAAAUGGAAACGCCUUGGAAACAAGCCCCGAAAGUACGCCUGAAGUUUCCCCACGUGACCGAGUUACAGGGAACUCCAGGCAUCAUGACGUGAAGAAAAAUGGACAAGAAAGUUCACUUUUUAUGGACCCAAAAAUGGCACAAACAUGGCACGGUGCAACCAGCGCAAACUGGUCUAACAUUUACGGCCCCCAGAUGAGAGCCAUGAUGCGAGAGCUGAACGCCAUGACGACCGACGCUCACGACCACCAAGACAUUCCCGCCAUCAGCAACGGAGAACUGGACGAUUAUUCGGAAAGGUCAAGAACACUGCCGUCAAGGUCACUCCUGGAUGAAAUGCACAAAAAGUUUUGUGCCGAUCAGUAUGGCAUGGAUAAAGAUGCCGAGCUGGCAAGGGCAUUGGUUUUGUUUCGACUGAAAUCUCACCCUCCAGUGAAACCAAAGCGCAGCCAGAGUUUCAACAUCCGGAUGGGGAUGGGGUCGGGUCACACUCGAAUGGGCACGGGAGUCUCGAGCUCUCCUGCAAGCUCAGAGUCAUCUCCCUUGAUUCCCAGGGCGUCGGAGCGACUACGGAUCAAAACUAGGCCAGACUUUCAGUAUUCACCUAAACCAGGUAGACCAAGGGCAGCAACUCCAGAACUACUGAACAUUGAUGCAGUGGCUAUACAGGCAGAGAAUUCCAGACGAGAAGAAGCAGAGAUUGAGGCCAUUGAAGCAUGUCGCUGGUUGAGGGAGACGGGGUUCCCCCAGUAUGCCCAACUGUAUGAAGAUGGUCAGUUCCCAGUGGACAUAGACAGUGUGGAGAAGGAUCAUGAUUUCCUGGACAAGGAGGACAUACAGUCUCUAUUUAGGAGACUUAACACUCUAAACAAAUGUGCAAUAAUGAAAAUAGGAACACCUACCAAAAAGGAGUGUGAGGAUUCUGAUGAUGACGACCACCAGUGUGCUCUGAGUGACAAGUGGAAGUACCAGCGCAGCAGCCGACGCUGGUCCCGCAAGGAUCUCGAGACCUCGACCAGUCAGCCUGUGCAGCUGACCUUGCUGUCAGCUUCCAGCCACGACAGUCUUCUAGCCGACCAGAACAGCAGCAGUGAGACCGGGGAUAGUGCGCAGGCUGGGGACAGUCCUGUACUAGACUGCAAGAUGCAUCAUACAAACAGCCCGGACGCUAAUGGCAACAUGACAAUUGGCAUCAACCAAAAAGUGAAUAAAAAGGACACACCGAAAGGUGCUAAAGGACUUCUGAAAAGAAUGGAAAGUUUGAAAAGGACCCGAUCAAAGAAACAUAAGACAAUAACUGAGAUUAGUGGACCAGUGAUAACAAACUCUGCCGACAUGCAGGCAAAAAUAAAGCAUUUAAAUUGUCAAGAUAUUGGCUCGCCAGGUGAUUGGGGCAAGAUAACGAGUACCCAAAAUGUUCAUGUUGACAAAAUUACCUCCCCUAGAACUGAGGCUUUAACUGUGCUACCUUCCAGUUUAAAAACUGACUUAAAUUUGAACACAAUUACAAUGUCGUCAAAUAGUCAAACCACGCUUAUGUCUGUGCACACAAACCAUUUAACUUCAACACCAAUGCUUAGUGCUCCGUCAUUGUCACAAACCAGGGCCUUGGAAAAUGGUUCAGUGGAUGAUGCGUUCUCUUUGAGUUCAACAAAUGGUGCUUUAGGCCUUGAUACACCCUUGACAUUGGGCCGACAAAGUCUAGGCAGUGAUACAACAAACUCUUCAGAAGAUAACCUAUUUAUAUCUGGCCCGGGAAAGUUUCCUACUCUUCUUGACGAUUCACUGUUUGUUAGUGAUAACUCGGUUAGGGGUAGAAGUUUCAGCUACGCGGAUGACCGAAAGGAUGUUCCCGUAAAACGACGGUCUCUUGAUCCGAGAAAACACAUUCAUAGAGUUAGUAUUUAUGACAAUGUUCCUGUUGAAGAGGACUUGACCACUGCCCAACAAGAGCUGGACAUUAUUCUGUCCGAACUCUUUCAGAACAUCAAUGGACUCAAUAAGGCCAUCAAUGGCGAGGAUGCAGAGUUGCUAGAGCCCCCUCACCUUGGUAAAUUUGAUGAAUCGAGUCUCGUGAGUAGCCAGUGCCCCACCCCUGAGACUCUCUCAGAUCGCCUUGGCGACGACCCCUUACACGAGCAUGACGAGAACGAGGUCAUCAGCGCGACACUCUCGUCCCCUGACAUCAGUGACCCAGAACUUCCUGCGGAGGAAACGUCGCAUGAUGAUUCUGCAGAACACAUCCUGGUGCGUGAUCGCAGGGACUCUGGUGUGGGGUCGUCGCUGACACGGUCUAACAGUGAGAGAAGGAGGUAUCGAAUUCGUUGGCAUAGCUUCCAGAAAUCACAUCGGCCAACAUCAGAAAACAGAAACCUUCAAAUUGCGAGUCUUACGGCUCGCCAAAUAUUGGUGCUACGUAAACUGUUACUCUUGAAACUCACUGCCUUGAUAGAGAAACACGCCCCCAACCGCUCAGGAUGGUCCAUGACUGUGCCCAGAUUCAUGAAGCGCAACAAGGGUUCGGACUUUAAAGACAAACAUGUGUUUGGUGUUCCAUUUUCGGUGAUGAUACAGAGGACAGGGCAAGCUCUGCCCCAGUGUAUACUGCACGCAAUGAGGUACCUUCGUCGCACCUCUGGUGACGCAGUUGGAAUAUUCCGGAAGUCUGGGGUGAGAGUCCGCAUACAGAAGUUGAGGAAUGACCUGGAGGCUAACCCUGAGUCUGUAGACUUUGAGGAGAUGCAGGCGUAUGAUGUCGCCGACCUCGUCAAACUGUACUUCCGAGAACUGCCUGAAUGUCUGCUCACCAACAAACUCUCAGAGAUAUUCACCUCCAUCUUUAUAUAUGUGCCCAGUGAUCAGCGUCUAGAGGCGUUGCAGGCGGCGGUGGUGUUGAUGGCAGAUGAGAAUCGUGACGUUCUCCAGUCACUGCUCCUCUUCCUCAGCGACAUCUCCAAGCAUGCAAACAGGCAUCAGAUGACGGCCAGCAAUCUAGCAGUGUGUUUUGCUCCGUCUCUGUUCAACAUGGGAGGUCCCAGGAGUGCCAGUCAGACGCCUAGCCCGCGCAGGAACCGCAAGAACCCUGGGAUCCCAGACCCCCGGGAGCUGAUGGAACAGACAGCCGCGCACCAGUGCCUCACCCUCAUGAUCCAGGAGUGCAAAAAACUGUUCACGAUCUCUACAUCUACACUUAGUAAGUGUCGGGUUCUCUGUGAAGACCCCGUGUCUCUGGAGGAGUUGAACAGCCGGGUCGGGGACGGCGACAAGAACGGGUACGCUGCGCACAUCGAUGCCUGCAUACAGGGCCUGCUGAAAGAGUCGCGCGAGAAGUUCCGUGGCUGGGUGGGAUAUCCCACGGGGCUGGACGUAGAUGUUGCCUACAAGAAAGUGGGAGAUGGACACCCACUGAGGCUGUGGAAAUGUACAGCGGACAUUGAGGCACCGCCUGCAGAGGUUCUCAACAGGAUCCUGCAUGACAGACAACAGUGGGAUGAGGACCUGUUACAGUGGAGCACGCUGGAGAAGCUGGACCAGCAGACAGAGGUGUUCCAGUAUGAGAGGAAUAGCCUCGCACCCCACCCCACACGGGACUUCUGUGUACUCAGAUCCUGGAGGACAGACCUCCCCAAGGGAGCCUGUGUUCUCAUCUCAACAUCUAUAGACCACCCGAAGGCAGAGUCAAUGGGUGGCCUGCGCGGGGUGGAGCUAGCUUCAAGGUACCUCAUAGAGCCCUGUGGUACCGGCAAGUCUCGCCUCACCCACAUCAGCAGGGUAGAUAUCAGAGGACACAGUCCAGACUGGUACAAAAAGGUUUAUGGGCACAUAUGUGCAGGCUUUGUUGACAAAAUCAAGGCAUCAUUUGUGUGCACAACAGAAGGACCGGAGACAAAAGUCUGACCAGGUCGGCCUCAACUCAGAGACCAGCAAAGAACAUGAUUGGAGAUAGAACAUUGCUGAAUAAAUGAGGACAUCUCCAGAACAUGCUUGCACUGUUUUCGUAUUCUGUAUCAGUGAUGUUGAAUUGAGAUUUUGGAAACCAAAGGGACCAAAUAGUGAGCAUAAGGGUGGGGCAUGGUUCAAUGAUUUAAGGAACUUACAUAUGCAUGGCCUAACUGGCUUUGGGUCACACCACACAGUCAUUGUAGAUAACCAUUAUCACUGUCAUUAUGAAAUCCAUCACACAGUCAAUGAUAUUGAUUAUUCAACAUGAUAUUACUGUUUAUGCUGCUCUUUAUAGUGCUAUAUCAACUGAGAAAUGUGAUAUGCUAUGUAGCGAACCCAAAUGUAUAUUUUAUUAUUGCUAUUUCUAUUGGGUACACAGUCAAUAUUUCAUAUAUAUGCUUGUUUCCAUUCUGUGUAUUGGCAUUGAUAAUUUUUACAAAUAUUUGAGCUGUGCUCUGUGAAAAGGGGGUUUAAUGCAUGUGUGUAGAGUAUCGUCCAAGAUUAGGGGCAACACUUUUCACCUUAACAGGAUUUCUGCAAAGAAGAGACUAUCUUGAAAGGAAAAAUACCAUAAACACGGAAAAGGCUAGAACAUGCUAAUCUGGAACAACACUUUACGCACAUGCACCCCUUUUUCACAGAGCAUGGCUCAUUUAAUAGGUAUUAUGAAUUAUUUAUUCGAAACAUAUAUACAUCGUCAUGUAAUUUCUUAGAGUAUGAAUGUUGGUGAGGCCGCUUACUAUGGUAACAUUCCUCUUAUUAUGCACACAAAGAUGAAGAGUCACUUAAAGAUAAGGGCAGUAAUACUUACGAUUUUUUGUAUAUCAAAGACUGAUUCUAGCUUUUACAUAUUCACCUUUAUAACAUUAUUUCAUUCUUAUUAUUUACUAUAAUUCCAAAUUUACAGAAAAACUAUUCAAAACACAAGGAGUGAAGACAUUCAUAUGACAAACAACUUUUUUUUAUUUUUGCUCAUUCAUACCUCAUUCAACCUCUUGACCUCCACAUUGAUCAUAGGAUUGACCCAUGGUCAUGUGAUAUGAUUCAGUGUAUUGUAACCUGUAAAUGGCAGCUAUGUUUGCUUUAUGUUCAUGAAUGUUUCCAGUGUUUUUUAUUAAUCAUUAAUGUUGAUAAAAUGUCCACAGUAAAAGAACUACAAAUAUUCCAUUAAUUCAGUGGUAUCAUGAGAACAAUCAGGUUUAAUGCUCAGGCUGUUUUGAAGUUCAGUAAUACUUAAAGAGCUGCGGUCUGGGAAAACUGGGUUUAAUGCAUGUGUCAAAAGUGUCAUACCAGUCUGCACAGGCUGAUCUGGGACCACGCUUUACGCACAUGCAUUAAGCCUGUUCUUCUCAAAACGCGGCUCAUAUAUGUGUCGCAUUCUGAGAAAACUGGGCAUAAUGCUUGUGCUUAAAGUGUAGUCCCAGAUUAGCCUGUGCAGUCCGCACAGGAUAAUCAGGGACGACACUUUAUGCUUUAACUAGAUUUUUGGUAAAAAAGGACUUCCUUUAAACGAACAAUACCAUUAAAGUGUAAAGUGUCGUCCCUGAUCUGGGACGACACUUAACACACAUGCAUUUUGCCCAAUUUUCACAGAACAAGACACAUAGAGAUUAAUAACAAGAAGGACUAUGUGUGAUCUGUGCUCUUCAUUAAUGGUCAAACAGAGAACAGACCCAGGAUCAUGUCCCCAAAAGUUGCCACUCGUGUUAUGUAGUGCAUGUCUGUUCGAAAAUGCGUUGUCAUACCUCAGAUCUUGAACUCUUGCCUUAUUUUGAUAUUAGUUAACCCUUUACCACUUAGAUACGUAUUUAAUAAAUGUGAUAUCAUAAAAUGUGAAUGUUGCAAAUUGUACUGACUUUAAUUCUCAUAUUUUUAUUGGCAAAUAGGGCAACUUUAUGCUUCAGUGUUGCUAAUGGCCAGUUCCAGCUAUUUGUUACAUGUUAGAAUUGAACACUAGAUAGCUGUGUAGAAGGGACAUAUGAAAAUGCAUUUAAGUUUUGCCUUAACUUUAUGUGUUAAAAGCAAUACAUUCAGACCUCCAGCUUGCAUUUAUACAGAGAACUUAAUGGAUACAUUUUUAUUUUCAUUCUUUAGAACUGAGAUAUUGCAUAUGCAACACAUUAUUGAUAUGCAUUUGAUGAAAGUAAUGUAACGUUUGUAAAAACAAUUGCAUGUCCUCAAUUUCAUCUUAAACUAAAUUGUAUUAAUAAAUUCUUCUUGUUUGUUGCAUCAACAACUGUGUGUUAUAAUAAAAGAAAGUAAAUAAAGAAAACCAAAUUGAAUUUAGAAUGUAUACUAGUAUAUGCUUUAUUUAUUGUGUUCCCUUAAAAUGGUGAACACUUACAUGUUUCUGUACACAAAAUCCAAGUGUGAAUUAUGUGAAAAAGUAGCAUAAAUUGUAACCCACAGUCGUUUACAACUAUUAUAAACAUGUAAAUUAUAAACAACUGUAUUGGACAAAUAUAAUUGUUUAACAUUGCAUAUUAGAUACCUGUCAUGUUCAUUGUUUUGUUAAGUCUGUUAAACUUAAGGAGGUAAUUAUUCACGUCGUAUUGUGUUCUCUCUUUGUUAAAAUGUUGCCAUGAUAAAUAUAUAUUUCUGGUCCAUAUUGUAUUGUAUUAUUACUAUUAUUAACUGCAUAUGUUCUGUAUAAUUCCCAUUGUUCUGUUAUUAUAUUCAUUGAAAUUAAUAAAUAUGAAAUAUAAA